GACCUGGCCCGGCCUUGGCGCCCGCCUCCCGCCCUCUGGGCACCUGUGGCCGGUGAUCGCCUAGGACCUUUGUCACCGGUUCCCACUGAGUCGACCUACGGCUCCAGCUUGGGCCCUGCUGCGCGCCAUGGACACCCGAACCAACCCUGAUCCCUGCUCGGGAUUUGGAGCCCUGCCUCCCUUCCCUGUCCCUACGUGAGAGUCUCCACCAACUUCUGCCUGGGAACUCCAGUCUGCACCUUGUCUUGGCCCAGGGCGACCUCCGCAGCUCUGACAGUGAAGACCCCGCGGAGUGCCCGUAAAGGGCUCCCCGGGGGUGGUCGCAGCUUCCCUGGCUCCUUCUAGAUGGAGGCACCUCGGGAAGGAGCUCUGGCUGAACAGCCACCUUGUAGCCACUGGUGACCACACCUCCCCUAGUGCAGAGGCUGCUGCUGGCGGCGGGAAAUGCUGUUCCAGGUGAGGCCUGGCGGGAGAGCCCUGCCAGGUACAGGGCUCCUAAGUCAGAGGGAGAUGGAAUCCGCUGGCAUGCGGGAGUGGGGGUACCUGAAUGUGGAGACCAUUUCUUCAGAGUGGAGUCAGGACAGGAGCACAGGCAUGCAGAAGGCCCCAGCCAUGGAUUACAGUGCUCUGGACACCUACCUUCCCAGGGACCUAGGAUGACACCUGACAUACGUGGCCUUUAAGCCGGGGAGAUUGUCGUGCUUUGGAAUGGACAAGGGAUUGUGCCACGGGUACCCUUGGGCGUGCCUCCAGCUUCCCAGCCUUAGGAGAGGCUGUUUCCCAUAGUUAUGUUUCGGUGUGGGGGUAGGAAGGUCAGCUAAGGGGGAUCCCUGUGUACGCCCAGCAAAUAACAGCUCUGGCUCGUCUGUGUAGGAAUGAGGUUCAACCACUACAAUCUCCCCUCUGAACAGCUUCCUUUCUUCCUCUUAGCACAGCCUGCUCCCCAGGACCCUGGUGUGACUGCCAGGAUGGAGCUGGGUCCCACAACAGAGACCUUUGUGUUGGAGCUGCGAUGUCUUGAGGAUGGGGGUCCAGGGCCUGACAUCCUCUCAGGUGGCAGUGGUGGGAGUGAGAGCCAGGAGGAGGAAGUGGCUCCGGAGGGGAGCAAGCAGCCCAUGGACUUGCACCUGCAACAGUUAGAGCGGCAGCAAGAGCUGGAACAACAACCGCGGCACAAGCAGUUCCGAGAGCAGCAGCCUCCUCCUCAUCUGUUAGGAUCGCAGCCAGAAUUGCAGCAGCAGCAAGAUGGGCAGCUGCGGCCAUUUCAGCUUCAGAAAGAACUACAGGAAAACCUCCAGUCUGCGCAUCAUCAGGAACAGAGACCACAGCUGCAGCUGGUGCAGCAUCUGGAACUUGGACAGGAGCAACAAUUGUUGCAGCAGCAGCAGCUGAUGAUGAUGGUGAUGAAACCCCAAGGCCAAGAGCAACAGCUGUUACAACCGCAGCGGAAACAGCUGCAACAGCAGCAGCAAUUUCAACAACAGCGACUUGUACAGCAGCAGGUACAAGAACAGCUAUUGCAGCAAAGUGUAGAAGAACAGGCUUUGCUGCAGCAGCAGCUAUUACAGCAGCCAAUGCAAGAGCAACGGCAGUCACCGCAGCUUCUCCAACAGCAGCAACUACUGCAGCAGCAGGGACAAUUGCUGCUGCAACAGCACUUACAACAAGUGCAAGGGCAACAGCUGUUGCAGCAGUGUCAACAGGAGCAGCUGUUUCAACAGCAGCAAGUGUUGCAACAGCAGGGACAAUUGCAGCAGCAAGUACUGUUGCUGCAGCCACAGGAAGAGCUACAGGAGCAGCUGUUGCUGCAGCAGCAGCUGUUGCAGCAGCAGGCCCAGAUACAGCACCAACUAUUGCUGCAACAAGAACAGUUGCAGCAGCAGCAGUUGUUGCAACAGCAGCAGGAACAGCUGCAGUACCACCAGCAGCUGCAACCUCCUCCACUGGAGCCAGAGGAGGAGAAACAAGUGGAACUAGAGCUCAUGCCAGGGGACAUGGGGUCAGAGCAGGAGCUGGAGAGGCUGCGGGAACAGCGGCUGCUGAAGCUAAAACUAAAGGAGCAGCUGCAUCAGUUGGAGCAGCACCUGAUGCAGCAGCAGCUGCUGGAGCAGUUGCAGCAGCAGCAGCUGGAGCAACAAGACCACCUGGAGCACCUGGAGCUGACCCCGGUGGAGCUGGGCGUCCAGCAGCAGGGGCUACAGCUGGAGCUGACCUCUGUGCCUCCUGAGCUGCAGCUGGAUAUGGUGCCCGCUCCGGGAGGUGGCGCAGUGCCAGCUCCAGCCACUGUCAUGGUGGCCCCUCCAGGCUAUGUGGUGCUGCAAGAGCUCAUGGUGCUGCCCACUGUGGCCACAUCCACUGUGGUGGCCUUCCCGGGCCCCGCAGGGAAUGCGACUCUGACGCCCAUGAAACAGCGGAGGCGGCGGCGAGGCAGGGACAGGCCAACCAUCUGCGGGGAGUGUGGCAGGGGUUUUAGCCGCAGCACGGACCUGGUACGACACCAGGCCACACAUACUGGGGAGAAGCCAUAUCUCUGCAGCGAGUGCGGCAAGAGCUUCUCACAGCACUCCAACCUGGUGAUACAUCAACGCAUCCACACAGGCGAGAAGCCCUAUGCCUGCACCUUCUGCUCCAAGAGCUUCAGCGAGAGCUCGGCGCUCGUGCAGCACCAGCGAACCCAUACCGGUGAGCGUCCCUACGUCUGCAAUGACUGUGGCAGGUGCUUCAGCGUGUCCUCCAACCUGCUGCGCCACCGCCGCCGCGCCCACUCAGAUGAGCAGCGCUAUGCCUGCGAGGACUGCGGAGAGUGCUUUCGACACAAGUUGCAGAUCCGCAAGCAUGAGCGUCAGUUUCACGGGGCAGGCCGCUCCCGAAGUCUAGGCCUGCCACGGUCCUCCAGGUCAGCCUCCACAAGGGCCCAGAAGGCCUCUGCAUCCCGGAAGCCCAGAGUGGUGUGAGAGCCAUCCACACCUGGACCCUAGGUCAUGGUCUUUCUGGGUAUCUGAAUUAUCCUUAGGAAAGCACUUUUCCCAGACCUGCCCCUACAAUGCGCCAAGCUCACAGAUGGACUCUUCCCCCAAAACCAUGCACAAGAGAGCAUCUCCAUGUGGGUGAGAGAGACUACCCAAUCAUUGCGCCCCCCCCCCGCCCCCUUCCUGAGAAAAUUGGACUGAGAACUCAACUGGUGGCAAACUACUCGUGGGGUUUGAUGCGACCAAAUACUAACCAGCAAAUGAAAUAUGCAGUGUGUGUGUGUGUGUGUGUGUGUGUGUGUGUGUGUGUG
Messenger RNA from Cricetulus griseus (Chinese hamster), 3280 nucleotides. The record is from RefSeq and is a predicted model, not a curated record. NCBI's taxonomy places the organism in Eukaryota, Metazoa, Chordata, Mammalia, Rodentia, Cricetidae.